AUGCUGCGCCGAAAAAAUGUAAAAUUCACAUGGGGUACAGCACAACAACAAGCAUUUAUAGCUCUUAAAACGCAUAUUCUCAAUGCAGCGCAAUUAGCACAUUAUCAGGAAGAUUUACCGUUGGUUCUAGCUACAGAUGCCUCCUCCUAUGGCAUAGGAGUCGUGCUCUCGCAUACGUACGUUGACGGUCUAGAAAGGCCUAUUGCUUUUGCAUCUAAAACUCUCGACAUUCAUCAACGACGAUAUAGUCAGAUAGAGAAGGAAGGGCUAGCUAUCGUUUUUGGAGUCAAGCGUUUCCAUCAAUAUUUAUACGGAAGAAGAUUCACCUUGGUUACUGACCACAAACCUCUUGUUAGCAUUUUUAAUCCAAUUCAUCAGUUGCCGUCGAUGACGUCACAUCGUUUACAGCGAUGGGCUAUUAUACUAAUGGCUUAUCAGUAUGAUGUUCGGUAUCGUAAAACUACUGAGCAUGGAAAUGCCGAUGCUUUAUCUCGUUUACCUGUUGGUGAAGACAAAACUUUUGAUCAUGAAGAAUCCUGUUUCAACAUCAAUGAACUUAACACACCUAUCGACGCUGAAAUAAUUCGUCAGCAUGCCAAAAAUGACCCAAUUCUUCGCCGAACGGAGUACAACCGGGUUGUCAUUCCAGCCUCCCUUAAGCAGAAAAUUCUUAAACUUCUUCAUGAUGGUCAUUGGGGAGUAUCGAGAAUGAAACAGCUAGCUCGACAACAUGUCUGGUGGACUAAUAUUGACAAAGACAUCGCACAAUUAACUGAAAAUUGUGAUGUGUGCAAAAUUGCAAAUCCUGUUCACGCACGUGAAUACUUAAGCUGGCCUGAAGCUGAUCGACCUUGGGAGAGAGUACAUAUCGACUUUGCUGGUCCAUUUUGUAAUUCAAUGUGGCUAAUUUGUGUCGACGCUUUCUCACAAUUUCCGUUCGUUGUACAACUAUCUACAACAACAACGGCUGACACCAUAUCAGCAUUGUCUUCUAUAUUUUCUCUGGAAGGUAUACCAGAAACCAUCGUAAGUGACAAUGGUCCGCAAUUUACAGCUGAAGCAUUCAAACAUUUUUGCUCAAAACUUGGCAUCAAACAUAUAACAACAGCGCCGUUUCAUCCAGCCUCAAACGGGUUAGCCGAACGAUUCGUCAGAUCUUUUAAAACUGCUGUUCAGAAAAACAUUGACGAUGGAUUGUCUCUCAAAUUCGCUGUAUCAAAAUAUCUUGCAACAUAUCGUGCAAUGCCGAAUGCUGAGGGUAAAUCACCUGCAGAACUUUUACAUGGAAGGCCUGUUCGUACCUUGUUGAGUCAACUGUUUGAAUCGCCUAGAAAGCACCUUGAAGCUUCGAAACGGAAAAUGAAAUUUAGUCUAAAGCAACCCGUCUUCGCUCGAAACUACGCAAGAGGGGAAAAAUGGAUAAAAGGAGUUAUUGUGAAACAACUUGGCGACCUGCACACACAAGUACGCGGUCAGAAGAAGGAGAAGGUUGUGAAAGGUUGA
Messenger RNA from Teleopsis dalmanni, 1503 nucleotides. RefSeq lists its product as uncharacterized. Gene Ontology annotation, molecular function: nucleic acid binding. The record is from RefSeq and is a predicted model, not a curated record. Gene Ontology annotation, biological process: DNA integration. NCBI's taxonomy places the organism in Eukaryota, Metazoa, Arthropoda, Insecta, Diptera, Diopsidae. Bases 1 to 1503 code for a protein of 500 amino acids. The transcript is spliced from 3 exons.